Messenger RNA from Clupea harengus (Atlantic herring), 2951 nucleotides. RefSeq names its product coagulation factor IXa (gene f9a). Gene Ontology annotation, biological process: blood coagulation; proteolysis. The record is from RefSeq and is a predicted model, not a curated record. Lineage: Eukaryota; Metazoa; Chordata; Actinopteri; Clupeiformes; Clupeidae. Gene Ontology annotation, cellular component: extracellular region. Gene Ontology annotation, molecular function: serine-type endopeptidase activity; calcium ion binding.
GUGAGCUGUCAUCCUGGCUUAUUGUAAACAGACAGCUGUACUUUGGAGCACUAGGUCAAUUUAUCCCCAGCUGUUUGCCGUUUAUAUCAACUAUCAAGAAUGGCUGCUCUCUCCCUGUACCUCAUAUGUUGUGUGUUCCUACUGGAGCUGCUACCAGCCUCAACCGCCGGAUUGUUCCGCUCCAGGGCAGAGGCUGAUACCGUUUUACGGAGGCAGAAGCGGCACAAUACAGGCAUAUUUGAGGAGUGGACGGAAGGCAAUAUAGAACGGGAGUGCGUUGAAGAAGUCUGUGACCUAGAGGAAGCCAGGGAGGUCUUUGAGAAUGACGAGCAGACGCUGAGGUUUUGGCAGAGCUACCUAGAUGGAGACCAGUGUAAAUCAUCUCCAUGCAAGAAUGGCGGUGACUGUGUGGACCAGAUGGGCACAUAUACUUGUAACUGUAAGAGAAACUACGUUGGGAGUGACUGUGAGAUUGCACUGGCCAGGUCCUGUGAUGUGCUCAACGGUGGCUGUAUGCACUUCUGCCAGCCAUUGGGAAGCCAUGGAGCGGAGUGCCACUGCGCUAGCGGCUACAGGCUAGCUGAGGAUGGGGUGACAUGCGAGCCAGAGGGAGAGUGGCCAUGUGGCCAAGACAGGAGGAUUAUACGCCUGAGUGGAGAGGUGAGAACACUGCAGAUCAACUCCACCAUGGCUCCCUCCAACACAACACUGAAUCCCCACAACAGCACCACCGAUACCACCCCAUCCACUGCACCCAAGGUCUCCCACACGCCCGACACCAGAGGGGGCAGACUGAUGUCCUCCCGCAACAGGUUACCCCUGUGGGCACGCCAGAGUCUGCACCCCAUACCCGCCCCACUGGGUACCCUACCGCCAACGUCCAUCACCACCGCCCCAGACGAGAACCACAACAAACGAAUCGUUGGUGGGCACGUGGUCACACCAGGGGAGAUUCCAUAUCAGGUGGCGCUGGUGAGACGCUCCAACAAGAUGGUGUUCUGUGGCGGCUCCAUCAUAGGUGAGCUGUGGGUGAUCACUGCUGCACACUGUCUGGUGGAAGCUCCAGAGGGAUCUUUCUUCGUCCGCGUGGGUGAGCAUGACGUAAACCGUAUAGAAGGACACGAGCAGGAUCUGGAAGUGUCCAAGCGGCACGUGCACCCCCUCUAUGAGCCCCUUCAGAGCCUCUACAACCACGACGUGGCUCUCCUGCGUCUGGCCACCCCCAUCCAAUUCUCCCUCUACGCCCGGCCCAUCUGCCUGGGGCCCAAGAGCUUCACCGCGUCUCUGCUCCGCUCUGGAGAGAUGGCCACGGUCAGCGGCUGGGGCCGCGUGCGCUACCAGGGUUGGACCUCCAGCAAGCUGCAGAAGGUGGAGCUGCCCUACGUGGAGCGCAGCCAGUGCAUGGACAGCAGCAGCGAGCGCAUCUCCUACUUCAUGUUCUGCUCCGGCUACUCCGACGUGGCCAAGGAUGCCUGUCAAGGGGACAGCGGGGGCCCUCAUGCCAUCCGGCACCAGGACACUUGGUUCCUGACGGGCAUCGUGAGCUGGGGCGAGGAGUGUGCCAAGGAGGGCAAGUACGGCGUGUACACCAACCUCUCGCACUACUACCGCUGGAUACGCUAUGUCAUGGGCCUGAGCAGAGAAAUGCUUGUUGACAUGGUGGACCCUUAACCCAUACCCCCCCCCCCCCCCCACACACACACACACACACCUGACUCUCUUGAGUCCAAUGCCAUUAUUCCCUGCACGCUCUGUGAAGAUAUAUUGUAGUAGCUUUACAAACAGGGAUUAAUCUUGGUCCUGGAGUAAACCUGGGCAUAAGAAAAGGACAUCCCAUUUGACAUGCAGUUUAGCUCAAGUGUAGAAUUGAUAUUUGUCUGGAAGACAUGAGUUCAAAGUCUAAACUGCCUCACAUUUCCAUGUGACAGACCCCAUCGAUUAAAAUGCUUCAGGUUAUGCAAUGGGACUGAAUGACAUGACAGAUUUAUAAUGCAGAUAUUCAUGUACUGUGUAAUUAUUCAUCCAUGAGAAGUAUUACACACUACAGUGUGCACACUAAGGUUGAGGACCCAAAGGUCUGUGCAAAGGAAGUCAAUCCCUGAAGGAAACCCAACCCCAUCAGUCAUCACAUUAAACUGUUUUGUCACGAGUCAUUAAUUCAGAUGAAUAUUGCAUUUAUCGAUCUUUCUGUGACAAACAGCCCCACAUUUCCUUCCAGAGUUUAAUUAAAUUUGAUCAGAGGAAUGGAUUAUGAAGAUAAAUGGUUAACAGUCCCCCCCCUAAGGAGUUCCAGACAGUCAAUACCGCAACAGUCUCUUCUGAAGUCUAAAUCACUGUUCAUUAUACAAACGGUUCAUUGAUAAAGUAGUCUCAGGAAAAUCGUAACCAACAAGCACAGGAUUUCUCCCAUCUACUGGUCAGUGAAGAUUUGACCAAUGUCUGAUGAUACUAUUUUUUAGAGAAACUACACUAAAGCACAUGCUGUAGUUCAGGCAAACGAUAUAACUCACAAAUGAAAUAUUCACACUCCCCUUUCAUCUUUAGUCAUUUUAGGAGCUUGUAUAGGACAAUGUGUUGAGCAGACAUUUCCAUCACCUUGACUUUAAACCUUUCUACAACCAAGGGAGUAAGCAUCAUCAUUGAGUUCUGAAAAAAAAAAAAAAAAAAUGAGCAAAUGUAAAAAUAUCUGACACCAAAGAAGGCAUCUGCCCUACUUCUGAAAAAAAAAAACAUAAAACCUCCCAACACCUCAACAACAGCAACUGCAGUGCAGCGCUCCGCUGGUGAAGGCAGGCUUUCAUCAUCUGAGAAGAUGUUUCAAAGGGUGACAGCUUGGAGGAGGCUCCGGCCCCAAAUCACACCGAAGAACUAAGAGGGCUGCGAGUUAUAUCAACUUAUUUAUUUAUUAAAAACAGCCCAUUUCAAUCAUACAAUAAAGAAACUUGAGUUUA